GCGCUCGCGUCAGCUGAGCGUCGCGCAUGCGCAGUGCGCGCGCCCCCCGCGGCUGGCUGGAGGCGGCCGUGCAGCGCCCGCCGCCGGUCCCUGCCCUCAGAUCUUCGGAAGGCUGAAAGAUGUCAGGGUUUCUGGAGAGCCUGAGGUGCUCCGAGUGCGUGGACUGGGGGGAGAAACGGAACACGAUCGCUUCCGUGGCUGCUGGAGUGCUGUUUUUUACAGGGUGGUGGAUCAUCAUAGAUGCAGCUGUGAAGUACCCUAAGGUAGAAGACUUCAACCACUCCUACCAUGCUUGUGGGGUUAUAGCCACUAUUGCCUUCCUCAUGAUCAAUGCUGUGUCCAAUGGCCAGGUGCGGGGGGACAGCUACAGUGAAGGCUGCCUGGGCCAGACAGGUGCUCGGAUCUGGCUGUUCAUUGGCUUCAUGAUGGCUUUUGGCUCUCUGAUUGCUUCCAUGUGGAUCCUCUUUGGAGGUUAUGUUGUUAAAGAAAAAGCAGCAGUGUACCCAGGAAUUGCUGUGUUCUUCCAGAAUGCUUUCAUCUUCUUUGGAGGCCUGGUCUUCAAGUUUGGCCGCACGGAGGACCUGUGGCAGUGAGCGCAGCCGGGGAGCCCCCUGCCCAGGCUGCUUUUUAACUCCACACUCCCAACCUUUUGUAAAGCCCAGGUUUUGUAAGCCACUGUGGCUGAAGAGGAGUCCAGGCAAACUUCAGCACUGAAACUCCUGGUUCUCUCCUGUUGUUGGUUUUUUGUACUCCCCCUGUGCCCAUUCAGUGUGGUCCUGCUCUUGGCACAGGUCAGCUUGCUGCCAGGGCUGAGGGCAGCCACCUUCUGCUAGGAGGUUUGCUGCAAGGCAAUAGUGUAGAGGGAAACAUGGAUCUAUGUAACCAGCUCUUUGUAGGACAGCUGCCAUCCCAGACUUCCCUGAACAUGCUUGAAAGCUCCCUUUUUAACAGCUAUUUAUGAAGCACUUCCUCUUCCUGGACAAUAUAACCAUGU
Messenger RNA from Dryobates pubescens (Downy woodpecker), 994 nucleotides. It is a transcript of the gene TMEM50A, whose product is annotated as transmembrane protein 50A. The transcript has 7 exons. Gene Ontology annotation, biological process: protein targeting to vacuole; late endosome to vacuole transport via multivesicular body sorting pathway. The coding region runs from base 120 to 593 and encodes 157 amino acids. Lineage: Eukaryota; Metazoa; Chordata; Aves; Piciformes; Picidae. The record is from RefSeq and is a predicted model, not a curated record.